UUCCAUCACAGCAGACUCUCCAUUGGCAACAACAACUACCAAUCAUGGCGGGAGUUUACAAUCUCUUGCUCCUCGUCUUGAUCUCGCUCGCUUCAGCAUUCCCUCAGCCAUCUCUGGACGCGAGACAGGCGUCCACGACCGAUGCCCCAUCUUGCUCCACGGAUGUGCCAGCUUCUGCUCUAUCUGUCUGCAUCUCUGGUGGCGGUAGGGCAGCGAUCACCAGCGUUUGCAGGAGCUUGACAUCCACUGCCAUCGUGUACGAGACAGUACAAGUGCCAAGCACCACGACGAGAACCACGACCGUUGGCACCUCUUUCUCCUCGACCGUCACACGCGUUUCGAGCAGGUCGACGACAACAGUGACGACAACCACCUACACCAGCACCGUCAGAGUGACAAGCGGAACCACGAGCAGCCUUGCUGGAGUGGUCACCACUGGCGUUCUCAGCACGAGCUUCCAAUAUACGUGCCCGAACUCAGCAAGACCUACGCCGUUUCCCACGUCCACGCCUCCUGAUAAUACCGUGGGUAUCUUCCGCAGACAAGCGAGCGCUUGUCUUCCAGUCCUGCGUAGGAAGUAUGGCGACGAUGGAAUCAUCGACGCUUGCCGAUGCCUUCGUCCCACAAGUUCAAUCGCCACUAUCACGGCCACACUGACAGUGACCGCGUUCAGUGGUGUGGUAUCUGUUACUGAAUCGAGAACUGCAACUUUGCGCACCACAAGGACGACGACAACUACUACGUUCACGGCCACCUCCGUUGUCAGUUCUGAUAUUGCGACCUCGACCACGAUUCCGGACACCGUCCCAUUCACUAGCACUGUUACGACGACAGAUGUCACCACAGUCACUACUGCAUAUCCUCUCCCAACUGGCCGCUUCCGAAUCUUCAUGAAUAUAAACGGACAGAGGCUCUACGGAAGGAACAUCGAGGCUGCCAGCAACGAUAACGGAACAGAUGUCAUCGCACUCGUGCCCGGCAGGAAUGGCGCAGCUUCUUUCGGAUUCAACAAUCUUCUCAACUUGAUCCUCUCGGGCACCCAGACCAAAAUUGCAGUUGAGCAGCAGACUUGGGCAGUACCUUUCGUGUACCUUGUUCCGAAUGGCCUGCCUCUCGACGAUCCUUGGACUGCUCCGACCUUUGCUCCAUGUGACGCUACCCUCGUCGCAACUGGAGCUCAGUCAAACUACGUCUUCGCUGCAUGCUUUGGUGGAAACGAGCCAAAUCGUCUUCUUGCCUUUGGAUCUCGUGGAGUCUGGUCUGGGAGCAGCAGUGGUGACGGUGAUGCCGCUGAAGCUAUGCAGAAUGGCACCUGUAUUGCUGGCGCAGUGGGAAUCGAGGCUGUCUCUGGUUCUCUCACUCCCACGCCGAGCUCUCCUUCCUCGCCAGCAGAGACCACAACAUCCACUGAUACUUCUACCCCUGUGUCAAUCGAUUCUACAACUACAGAGUCAGCCACCGAUACUGAUCAAGAGUCGACCUCGACCCCGACGAGCGCAGACGAAGCGACCUCUCCAGGCGUGACAUUCGCACCAGAACCAACAACCUCAUCUACCGACACUUCUACUACCAAUGAAGGACCCUCUACUACGUCCGAAACUAUCGCUUCAGACGAUGGGCCUCUUCCUCCAGUUACGCAAAGCCCGACUGAAGAAUCGCUCGAAACUCCACCAGCCUCUCCACCUCUCGCUCGCGCUCCAGAAGGCUACUGGCUGUAGGACCACGAUCCAGAGACUCACCUCAACUAAGGAAACACAAUGGAAAUGGCGGACGGCGUCAAGGCGUUCUUCGUUGCUGGUUCAACUUGGCUGUGUAAUCGUUGGGAAGGUCGAUGGGGCAAUGACCAUGGUCUGACAAUGCGAUGCUUCUUGAGAAUUGAUCGAUAGCUAGGUUCACCGACGAAACAUAUAGCAAAUUAUGCUGGGGCGUGCGACAUUCGAUCCUGUCCUUUCCGCUUGUCCGCAUACACAUCGCAGGUGGUGGCUACUCCAAGCUUCGAUCUGGUUUUGCCCCUUGCAUCGUUUUCCUCGCAGGGCCUCAAUCCUUCAAAACCAUCUGGACUUUCGAAAGAUGCAUCUGAUCGAACUGCGGAUUUGUCCGGAGUGUGCUCCUUCAACCAUUGCCAAUGAUGAGGUGUGUAUGGGCGCAAAAUCCGUGAACGCCAC
Cercospora beticola is the source of this 2165-nucleotide messenger RNA. RefSeq lists its product as uncharacterized. Lineage: Eukaryota; Fungi; Ascomycota; Dothideomycetes; Mycosphaerellales; Mycosphaerellaceae. The record is from RefSeq and is a predicted model, not a curated record.